Arabidopsis arenosa is the source of this 1172-nucleotide messenger RNA. The record is from the annotation of a GenBank genome assembly. NCBI's taxonomy places the organism in Eukaryota, Viridiplantae, Streptophyta, Magnoliopsida, Brassicales, Brassicaceae.
CUUCACUGUUGAUUAUCUGAAUAUGCCACGCUCUUCCUUCCACAUGUUUAUUAUCUCAACCUUUGUUCUACACAAUCGUCUGGACUAAAGAAAGCCAACAACAGAAUCUGGUUUCAAGACGGUUGGCAGGAGUUUGUCAACCGUUCCUCCAUUCGGAUUGGUUUCCUUUUGAUUUUCAGAUACAAAGUUACCGUCUUCAUUUUCAAUCUAUCAUCCACACUCUGAGAUCAACUACCAUUCUAGCUUAUGGAAAUGGAUUCCGCACAGAAUCAGUUUAACAAACGUGCUCGAUUGUUUGAAGACUCUCAAGACAAAGAUGCUAAGGUCAUUUAUCCAUCGAAUCCUGAAUCUACUGAACCGGUGAAUAAAGGUUAUGGCGGUUCUACAGCCAUCCAAAGCUUUUUCAAAGAAUCUAAAGCUGAAGAAACGCCGAAGGUACUUAAGAAGAGAGGAAGGAAGAAGAAGAAUCCUAAUCCUGAGGAAGUAAACUCUUCAACUCCGGGUGGAGAUGACUCAGAGAACCGCUCAAAGUUCUACGAGAGUGCUUCUGCUAGAAAGAGAACUGUAACCGCAGAGGAAAGAGAGAGAGCUGUCAAUGCAGCCAAAACAUUCGAACCAACCAAUCCUUACUUUAGAGUUGUUCUGCGACCAUCUUAUCUAUACCGAGGCUGCAUCAUGUACUUGCCAUCUGGGUUUGCUGAGAAGUACCUAAGCGGGAUAUCUGGUUUCAUCAAGCUCCAGCUCGGUGAGAAACAAUGGCCAGUGAGGUGCCUCUACAAAGCAGGGAGAGCUAAGUUUAGCCAAGGAUGGUAUGAGUUCACACUCGAGAACAAUAUAGGCGAAGGAGAUGUAUGUGUGUUUGAGCUACUCAGAACUCGGGAUUUCAUUCUGAAAGUCACCGCCUUUCGCGUCAAUGAAUAUGUGUGACCAAAAAGCGCUUUCAUUAGCGAUCUUGCAGGUUCCUAUGUUUCGAUGUGGAUAAGUAUUUGAUGAUUAUAAUAACCUCUGAGUGGGAAACUCUUUUGUUUGAGUGGUAGUUAGGUUCAAAAGUAGAGUUGUAUAUACUUUAUCUUCAGCAGGAUAAUUAUGUUUAUGUGAAUUGUUGAUUAUUAUUGGUUUGUGUGUGGAUCCGAAUUUCAAUUUCUGUGUCACCAUAAAGUUAGUCGACAAAG